Messenger RNA from Didymodactylos carnosus, 1128 nucleotides. The record is from the annotation of a GenBank genome assembly. Lineage: Eukaryota; Metazoa; Rotifera; Eurotatoria; Philodinida; Philodinidae.
AUGCGUUUAACACGUGCUCUUUAUUUUUUAUCCUCAAAUGGAUUUUAUGUUCAUGCUAAAAAUAAGACACCAAAUUGGUUGCCAAUUCUUUCUCAAGGUGAAAAACAAAUUGGUUAUUCAUCAUCAUUACGUUCAUUAUUAAGUUUAAAAUAUUUAUUUAAUGAAGAAGUAUCAACAUUAGUAGCCUAUUUAAGAAAAUUAGUAGGUACUGGUCAUCCAUUAUUAAAACUAGCAUCAAAUAUGUUAGAUAGUCCACCAAAAACUGCACACGCACGAUCUGUUCUUCUAUUAUUGAUAUCAAAAGCAGCUGGAAUUCCAUCUUCAACUGAAAUGAAUUCGACAGAUAUUAAACAUGGAUUACAUGAAAAUCAACGUCAUCUAGCAGAAAUUAUUGAAAUGAUUCAUCUUGGAAUGUUGGGACAUAGAGGCAAUUUGGAUGAUAGUUCAACAAUCCAAGAGAAUCGAAGUGAUCUUGAACAAGGAAAUAAACUAGCUGUUUUAGGAGGUGAUUAUUUAUUAUCACAAGCUUGUGGUAGAUUAGCCGAUUUUAAACAGUCAGAAGUCGUAGAAACAAUUGGAACAGCAAUUAAAGAUUGUGUGAAAGCUGAGUUUUAUUUAGACGAAAAGAAGUCGUUACAAACAUUAUCAGAAUGGUACAAAUUAACUGCGUUAUCUGUAGCUAAUUUAGUUGCUUAUGGUUGUCGUGCCUCUUUACAAUUAGUUAAUCAUUCUAAAUUGAUGCAAGACAAUGCCUAUUAUCUAUGUCGUCAUAUUAUUUUUUCUUGUAUGAUGUACAAUGAUAUAUCACAAUAUGCAAUACAAACUUCUACAACUGAUAACACAACAAAUACAACUCCAUUAUCUUCUAGUUCUCUAAUGUUGUAUGGUUUAUCACCUGUUCAAUUAUCCUAUCCUUACUCAAUGGCCAAAGAACUGGAACAACAUGAUCCAUCAAAACCGAUAACAUACACAGAUAAACUAACAUUAGAUAAAUGUCGUGAACAAUGUGUUAGAGAAACAUAUAAAGGAUUUCAAUUAUUAGAAAAAUUUCCUGAUCAAUCAUCACAAGCUGUUGACACAUUACGAACAAUUCUUCAACAAACUCAAGAAGGAGUAAUGAAAACGUAA